This is a messenger RNA of Stylophora pistillata, 2140 nucleotides long. RefSeq names its product isopentenyl-diphosphate Delta-isomerase 1. Gene Ontology annotation, biological process: isopentenyl diphosphate biosynthetic process; isoprenoid biosynthetic process. Gene Ontology annotation, cellular component: cytoplasm. NCBI's taxonomy places the organism in Eukaryota, Metazoa, Cnidaria, Anthozoa, Scleractinia, Pocilloporidae. Gene Ontology annotation, molecular function: isopentenyl-diphosphate delta-isomerase activity. The record is from RefSeq and is a predicted model, not a curated record.
UUGGCUUCUCUCAGAGCCCCGCUAAGGAGCAAUUUUAAACAUGAGCUGAGUGACCACGCAUUGUUCCUUCGACGAGAGCAAACAUGUCGUGCAAUGUAUAACUCUUCUCGAAAAUUUGGACAAAAAUUUAACGUGUGGAACAUGAAACAAUUGAUACGAACUACUGUUACUGCUUUGAAACAUCUUCGGUUUUCAGGAUUGAAGAAUUUACACACUACCUCACGAAUAUUGCAGCUGUCGAAAAUAGAUGAAACCCAAGAGAAACUUUUAAAUGAGCGACUUAUCUUGGUCGACGAGAAUGAUUGCGUUAAAGGCACUGAAACGAAGAAAGAAUGCCACCUAAAGAGAAAUAUCCUACAAUACGGAAUGCUUCAUCGAGCCUUCAGUGUUUUUCUUUUUAAUACAAAGGGACAGUUGUUGUUACAACAGAGAUCGGACGUGAAAAUCACGUUUCCUGGUUGCAUCACCAACACAUGUUGUAGUCAUCCAUUAUACGAGGAUUCUGAGUUAGUGGAACAUGGUAAUGUCGGAGUGAAAGUAGCUGCAAAGCGGAGGCUUUCUUACGAGCUUGGAAUUCCAGAUAACCAGAUCUCCUUAGAGGAUCUCAGGUUUCUCACCAGGAUUCACUACAGAGCAGGAUCAGAUAAAAUAUGGGGAGAACAUGAAAUAGACUAUGUAUUUUUUGUGCAGAAGGAUGUUAACCUAGAGCCAAAUGCCAAUGAAGUCAAACGCUGUUGGUACGUUUCAGAGAUUGAAUUGAAAGAACUACUGCAGAAAGCAGCUGAAGAUUCUAACAUUUUAGUGACCCCUUGGUUCAAAAUGAUCACUGAUCACUUCCUAUACAAGUGGUGGGCAAGUCUGAGGGACUUGUCACAAUUUGAAAAUGAUAGUGAAAUUCACAAAAUGCCAGGGGUACCUGCACCCGUAUUACAGCUGUGACAGAUGUUAAGAACAAAGAAAGCUUUUUUUGAUUCAUCACUCAAUUCAGUGGGAUGUUUGAAAGUUCUUGGGUGUGCCCCACUGUUGUUUCAAUGUCUUUUUAGCCAGCCAAGUGGAAGUGGCAAUUGAUCUCUAAUUACUUUGCUCACUUUUUCCACAUGCUUAUGUGAAAAUUCCCUAUAGCUCAUGUUUCUUGUGCUUGGCUAGAGGAAAUGGAGAUUUCUAUGGAAGCAACAUGCACAUAAGAGGUUGAUGAAUGUUUUUAUCAAGUUUUCAUCAUAAAACAAUUGAUCUAUAAUUAUAAUUAUUUAUACUAUCUUCAAAAAUAAAUGGAUUGGUUAAGUGCUGUUGCUUACUUGUACACCUGGUUUCUUCUGACAAGCACACUGAAACAUGAUGGGGAUGACACUUCACUACAUAUUUAGCAGAGAUUUCAAGUACAAUGUCUCAAAAUGACUUUCUUUUUUCUAUGAACUACUUUCUACAAAUACAGCAGAUUAAAAACCCCAUUGUAUAUCAAACUAGUCAAUAACAAAUAAAAUUCUGUAGGCAAUCCAUCUGAAGUUGUAAUGUACUUCACAGAAAUAAGGUGACCAACAAUUACUGGCACGCUGUAUGUAGCAAAGAAGGUGUUUAUGCUAGGUAAAACUGAAAAAUAGAAUAUGGACCAACUGCUGGAAAAAUUAAAACACAGAGUUUUGCAAGAAAAAGAAUUUGUUUCUUCUCGACAACUUUUUUUCUCUGAGGGAAGAAAUCACGCAGGAAGUUCACAGAAAAAAAUCUUUUUUUUUUACAUCUAACGCAUAUUGUAGACCAUGUACUGAUUGUACAGAAAUUCGUGUAAAAUAUGUGCAAGUCUGAAAAGUACUUUAAUUGGUCAGGUAUACUGCCUGAAAACAGAAUGUCAUUUUUGACCCAAAUUUUUACUAUCCACUUACUCCUAAGAUUAUAUACAAAGUUAAAACAAUUUGCUUAUAUAGUGUGACUUUUUUUGCAUGAUAUACUUAAUUAUUUCUUAGUUAUUGUAUGAUAGUGAAAAAAGACUGAAAUAUGAUUUUGAAAUAUACACUGCUUUAAACUUAUUCCUUCAUGGGAACAUUAUAGAGCUUUUCUUAUCAGACCUGUCAGCUGUGAAGCUGAAAAGAUUCCUCACUUUGUACAUAGUUAAAAUAGAACAUUGUAAUUAAAAUGAAAUGCUAAA